Molecule: messenger RNA, 733 nt
Organism: Prorocentrum cordatum
Lineage: Eukaryota; Dinophyceae; Prorocentrales; Prorocentraceae
Source: the annotation of a GenBank genome assembly
GCGGCCCCAGUGCGGCGCGGUGACGCAGGUGACGAGGAAGCAUCGCCAACUCAGAGACGACGAGUGGCCGUGCUCCUUGACGUGCGAGGACGACCGCGAGCCGAGCACUUUCGUGGAGGCCAGAAUGAAGCACAUUGAUAAGCUGACGAAGGUGCCUGGCAAGAUCAUCAUGGAGGUCAAGAGGUGGACUACGAGAGGCUACGAACAGACCGUCAAAGGCAACGAGGACUUCUUCUCGGCGACUCCAGCAACGGUGCACCUCAAGAUGAUGCUGGUGGACGCGGCCAAGAAGGGCCACAUUGCAGCUAUAGGGGAUUGCAGCGGCGCGUUCUACCAGGCGCUUCUCAACCCCGAUGGCAACCAGGAGAAGGUGUACAUCGAGCCCCCGCCAGAGGCAGGGCUAGGGCCAGAUGUGGUAUGGGAGGCAGUGUCGGCCUUCCCCGACUUGAAGGGUUCACCGAAGGCUUGGGAGACCCACAGCAGCGGCGUCCUGACGCAUGAGAUGCACCUGGAGCAGUCGCACUACGACGGGUGUGUUUUCGACAGGGUCGAGGGUGAGUUCGACCAGAAAGCAGGGAGGCACAUCGACGACUUCCUUGUCACGGGGCCGAAGUCACAGGGCGAGGCCUUCCUCGGCGAGGCGAAGGAGAAGCUCAACAUGCAGGACGCUGUGCGCCUCUACGAGACGGGCGACGAGGGGAGAUUGCUGGCCAUGAACCUCAGGAAGAUUUAG